This is a messenger RNA of Saxophila tyrrhenica, 3291 nucleotides long. RefSeq lists its product as uncharacterized. Bases 1 to 3291 code for a protein of 1096 amino acids. Gene Ontology annotation, biological process: carbohydrate metabolic process. The record is from RefSeq and is a predicted model, not a curated record. The transcript has 7 exons. Gene Ontology annotation, molecular function: starch binding; hydrolase activity, hydrolyzing O-glycosyl compounds. NCBI's taxonomy places the organism in Eukaryota, Fungi, Ascomycota, Dothideomycetes, Mycosphaerellales, Extremaceae.
AUGAGGCUCAGCAGUGUGAGACCGAUUUUCCUUCUGUCGUCGUUGUUGCCGCUAUGCGCUUCGCAGUUGAGUGAGUGCCCUGGGUAUACGGCUUCAAACGUACAGCGUGGUGUAGGGAAGAUUACCGCAGAUCUCAAUCUGGCUGGGGAGGCGUGCAAUGUGUAUGGCCAUGACUUGCGAGAUCUACGCCUGCUGGUUGAGUAUCAGACGGCACAACGGCUACACGUAAAGAUCUACGAUGCGGCAGAACGAGUGUACCAAAUACCUGAGGAUGUGGUGCCACGGCCACCAAGUAAUUUCGUCGACAGCGGUACCGACAUGACCUUCAACAUGACCGCAGAUCCGUUCUCGUUCACGGUCACCCGUACAUCGACUGGCGAGGUUCUGUUCGACACUUCCGGAUCAGCGCUCAUCUUCGAGUCGGAGUACCUUCGUCUACGCACCGGUCUACCGGAAGACCCCAAUCUCUACGGCCUGGGUGAAAGCGCCGACAAAUUCCGUCUCCCAACGAAAAACUACUCCCACACCCUCUGGAACGCGGGAGAGCCUUUCCUCCCCAAGUCAGAGAACUUGUAUGGAUCUCACAACGUCAUCUACGACCACCGUGGCGCCAACGGCACAUCUGCCACUUUUCUCAUGAACAGCAAUGGCGCCAAGGUCAAUAUCGUCAACGAUCCUGAGAUAGGACAGUACGUGGAGUACAAUUCGCUCGGCGGCGUGCUCGACUUUUACUUCAUGAACGGCGACACGCCAAAGGAAGCUACCACACAGUAUGCAGAGCUGAUCGGAUAUCCUGCCCUCAUGCCGUGGUGGGGCUUUGGCUACCACCAGUGCCGCUACGGUAUGGUGGAUGUGUGGGAGGUCGCUGGGGUGGUUGCCAACUACAGCGCUGCUGAUAUUCCACUAGAAGUCAUGUGGACAGAUAUCGACUACAUGGACUACAGGCGUAGUCUGUCUCUGGACCCGCUUCGCUUCCCUCUCGACACGAUGCAGCAGAUGGUCGACACACUGCACGCUCGCCAACAGAAGUACAUCAUGAUGGUGGAUCCAGCAAUGGCCAAGUACCCCUACGAACCUUUCCGACACGGCGAGAACCUUGAUGCGUUCAUGCAGACUGACAAUGGCACCUAUACCGGUGUUGUGUGGGCGGGCCCAUCCGUCUUCCCGGACUGGUUUGCGCCCAAUACUCAGCAAUACUGGAACGAGGAGUUCAAUCGCUUCUUCAAUGCAGAAUCUGGCGUCAACGUCGACGGCAUCUGGAUCGACAUGAACGAGCCCAGUAAUUUUUGUGAUGAGACUUGCGUCCCCAACCCAGCACUCUUCUCGAUCCACAACAACGACCCUCCUCGCCCGCCUCCCGCGCGGAUGUACUCACCAUACCCCAUUCCAGGCUUCCCAGAAAACUUCCAGCCAGGCUGCGUCGCCUUCACCACUUUCAAUGUCGAGGCCGACGUCAACUCCACGACCGACCAGUUUCUCCUCCUCGGCGACGCCUUCUCCAUCGGCCAAGGCGAGCCCCACGAUGCGCCGCAAAUGUGGCCUUACGAUACGGAUCCGCCGAACUGGAAUCUGACCGUGCAGUUGCCGCCAAACUCAAUGAUCAACUACCAAUACGCUCUGUACCACUACGGCACCGAUGGCUCCUACACCCUCGAGCACCAGAACCGCACCGUCAAUACCGGUGGAUGUAACACCAUGUACGCCCCCUACGAAGUCCACGACACCAUGUCCAGCUCGAACCGCUCCGUCAGCGCUCGUGCGAUCAACAUUCCUGCACAUCACAGCAGCGAGUUGAACAAGCGACAGCAGAGCGAGUUAGGCCAGCCAGGCGCGAUGAUGGGACUGCCCGGCAGGGAGCUGUUGUACCCGGAGUAUAAUAUUAGUAAUUACUGGCCCUGGGGGAACUUGAGCGUGCAGACUGUGCCGACGGAUAUUGUGCAUGCGAAUGGUUUGGUGGAGUUUGAUGUGCAUAAUCUUUACGGGACGAUGAUGUCGACGGCGACGCGGAAUGCGUUGUUGGAUCGGCAGCCGGGGAAGAGGCCGUUGAUUAUCACCCGCUCCACAUUCGCUGGCGCAGGGAAACAUGUUGGACACUGGUUCGGCGACAACAUCAGCACAUGGGACGACUACCGCACCUCGAUCCGGCAGAUGGUCGAGUUCGCCGCGCUCUUCCAGAUGCCCAUGGUCGGGUCAGACGUGUGCGGCUUCAAUGGGAAUACGACGGUGCAUCUGUGUUCGCGGUGGGCUAUGCUUGGAGCCUUCAACCCCUUCUACCGCAACCACGACGUCCAAGGCGCUCUAGUCCAGGAAUUCUACCGCUGGCCCCUCGUCGCCGCCGCCGCCCGCUCGGCCAUCAACACCCGCUACCGCCUCCUCGACUACCUCUACACGGCCAUGUACCGCCAGCACACCACCGGCACACCCACCUUAAACCCGUUGUUCUUCAUCUACCCUGAAGAUGCGAAUACGUUCGAUAUCGGCACGCAGUUCUUCUAUGGCGAGAGUAUUCUCGUGUCUCCGGUGCUGGAGGAGAACGCGACGAGCGUGGAGGUGUACCUUCCCGAUGACGUGUUUUACGAUCUGCAUACGCAUGAGACGGUGCGCGGGCAUGGGGAGAUGGUUAUGUUGAGCAAUAUUUCUUACACCGAGAUACCUACGCAUGUCCGCGGCGGGUCCAUCGUACCUAUGAGGAUGAAUAGCGCGAACACGACCGCGGAGCUGAGGAAGCAGAAUUUCACUCUCCUCGUUGCGCCGGGGCUUGAUGGCACGGCGGCGGGAUCACUGUAUGUGGAUGAUGGGGAGAGCUUGGAACAGGAUGGGGUGUUGGAUGUGCGGUUUGAGUAUUCGAAGGAUGGGGUGUUUAGCAUGGGAGGGACGUUUGGGUAUGAGACUGGGGUGUGGAUUGAAACCGUUGUGUUGCUUGGAGGAGACGAAGAGGGUGUUGGUGAGAGGUAUGGGGAAGCUUCUGCUGUUCAUGGUGGUGUGGGAAGAGGAAAUGCAAAAUCCCUCGCCUCCGCCACGGCAAAAUCCCGCGCCGCACACGGCGUCGUCAAACUCCGCCUCUUCAACUUCCCAAAAUCAAUCCCCAGCACCGUCUCCCUCCUCACCACCUCAGCCUCGCUAGCAUCAGGCGUAUUACUCGGCACCCCCGGAACAGCCGCAACGUCAUCAUCCAGCGCCAAUUUCUCAAUCAUCUCACCCGCUACCUUCACCGGCAGUCUCCCACUGAUGGAAGCGUGUCUCCUCGCUAGUGAGGGGCUGGAGGCCUCGGACCUGGAUGUCCGUCGAUGA